UUAUUUCAGUCAAGCCUAUUAACAUGUCGUGGGUGUGGGGUACUGUUAUUGCGCUAUCUGUGUUUGCAACGACGGAAAUUGAAAGUGCUAGAAUAUUAGCAUACUUUCCUACGCCAUCAAUAAGUCACCAGGUAGUGUUCCGUCAUAUAACGAAAGAAUUAGCCAGGCGUGGACAUGAAGUCACCGUAGUCACAACCGAUCCAAUCCCAAAGGAACAAGAACCAGAAAAUAUGACACAACUUGAUGUGCACGACGUUUCAUAUAAACAUUGGGAAGAAUUGUUUUUGAUGCAUAAAGGCAAGAAGCAAGAUAUUUUACAUCAGGUGAACGUACUAUUCGAAAAAUUAGCGACAGUUGUCAAAAUACAAAUGGAAACACCGAAUGUUCGAAACUUUUUAAAGAAUAAGGAUAGCAAAUAUUUUGAUUUACUUCUCCUUGAAGCUAUGAAUCGUCCAUUAAUUGGUAUCGCUCAUUUGUUUGAUGCUCCUAUCAUUCAUAUCAGUUCCUUGGGUGCAGUACCACAUCAGUAUAAAAAUUUCGGUGCGCCAAUGCAUCCAUUAAUAUAUCCCACACCUGGCAGUUUUAGAUCAUAUAAUUUAACUCUUUGGGAAAAGGGUUUUGAACUGAUCAAAUAUUUAAUAUUAGAAUCUACGAUUUCAAAUGCAUUAGAUUUUGAUAUUAUGAUAAUGAAAAAAACAUUUGGUGAUGAUGUUCCAACUAUUGAAGAGUUGGCAAAAAGAAUUCAAAUGUUGUUUUUGAAUGAACAUCCUAUUUGGGCUGAAAAUCAUCCAGUACCACCGAGUAUGAUUUUCAUCGGAGGUAUUCAUCAGAGUGAAGUUAAAGAAUUGCCUAAGGAUCUCAAAAAUCAAUUGGAUCACUCAGAACAUGGCGUUAUAUACGUAAGUUUUGGGACAAACGUUAAACCAUCAUUGUUGCCACCAGAGAAGAUUCAAAUAAUGACGAAAGUUUUCUCACAAUUAAAAUACGAUGUUCUGUGGAAAUGGAAUAACGAUGAAUUACCUCCACUAUCAAACAAUACGAAAAUAUCUAAAUGGUUUCCGCAAAGUGAUCUUCUAAAACAUCCAAAUGUUAAGCUAUUUAUAACCCAAGGAGGACUCCAAUCUACAGAUGAAACUAUUAACGCUGCAGUUCCUGUUAUCGGUAUCCCAAUGUUAGGAGAUCAAUGGUACAAUGUUGAAAAAUUUAUUCAUCAUAAGAUUGGUCUUCAACUCGAUAUAACAACAUUGACAGAGAAAGAACUCAAAGAUGCUAUUACAACAGUAAUUGAAGACAAGAGCUACAAGAACAAUAUAAUUAGGCUGAGAACCCUUAUGAGAGAAUUUCCCGUCAAGCCACUGGAUAAUGCCAUAUGGUGGAUAGAACACGUCCUCAAAUAUGGCGGAGAACAUCUUCAAAGUCCAGCGGUUCGAAUGAGCUGGACUGAAUAUUAUGAAAUAAAUCUAGUGCUUAUAGUUUUAGCUAUAUUAGUGGUAAUUUUAGUAUUACUCAGUUAUGUAUUAAGAUUUGUUUUAUCAAUUGCUUACAAUAUUUAUAUUACGGACAAAAAGUUAAAAAGUUUUUAAGCAUA
Messenger RNA from Vanessa tameamea, 1588 nucleotides. RefSeq names its product UDP-glucosyltransferase 2-like. Bases 24 to 1583 code for a protein of 519 amino acids. Lineage: Eukaryota; Metazoa; Arthropoda; Insecta; Lepidoptera; Nymphalidae. The record is from RefSeq and is a predicted model, not a curated record. Gene Ontology annotation, molecular function: UDP-glycosyltransferase activity. The transcript is spliced from 4 exons.